AUGCCCAUCCUAUCCUCUUGCUUGCUGCCCUGUUACUUCUCCUCCUUAUCAUUCUGUAUUGCCUCUCCAACCAACCAUUUGUAUCUUUGCUUGCUUGCUUGGUUUUAUUUUAAGCCAGGGGCUGCCUUCUCCUUCAAAAAAUGAAAACCAUUUGAUUUGGGAAAUGCCUGAGCAUGUGAGAGCAUUUUUUAAAAAAACAAUCUAGGAAGAGUUCAGUUUCAUUUGCUCUCUUCCUUCUGUUCCGAGCAGGCAGUACUGAGCUCUGUAUAAAUAGCCAAGCUUGUGCUACAUCCAGUUUGAGAGAUCCAAGCAUCUAGUGGAAGGCAAACAACAGCACGGCAGGCUCGGAGCAGCUUGCAAAAACUAAAGAUGAUGUAUAUUUCAGCCUCGAUCUCCUGAGCAAUCUCGGGAAGCUUGGAUGGAUUACAAUAAUACUUGAGCAAGGCUGCUGGCGUCUAUAAAGCACUGUCACUUACAAGAGGGGAUAAGUGCUAGAGAGAAUGUCAUUAUAUCCACGUAAGAUAAAUGUGAAGAGCUGAUACCCUGGAAAGGAUGAGUCCUGGAGAUAGGCUGAUGGCUUAAACUUCGAAAAUCUUCUCCAAGCAGAAUAGCACAGAUCUGGGAAUGAAGAACUUCUCUCAGCUGAUCAGAAAUGGCAUCGCGAAGCUAAAACCUCACCAGAAGAAAGACCCCUCCCCAUGAAACAAGUACAAUGCACUUUCAGGGUCUGGUUCUUGGUGAAAAAUUCAAGCUGAGAGAAAACUUAACCACUUGGCAGGGAAGGAUGUGUUGGACAAUCUUCUUCAUGCACUCCAAAGGGAACCUGGAGGAUGCCACGCUGAGCUUAAUCUCUGCAGCAUGCUUGGUAAUUUUCUCCUCCUGAUGCACUGCAUGGUCAAUGCAGAAAUGGGACAGAAUAGACAUGUGAAUGAAAUACGUGAUACUGGCUACAGAUUGGUGGCUCUAUCAAGUCCAAUCUCAUAUUCUUCUUUUCACCCACCAAGCUCAUCCUGCUUCAUUUCUGUUAGCCUGAGGAGAAGGAUAAAGAAAUUGGCUACCAAGAUGGUAAUCACUAGUGGAAAUGAAGAAGAAAAAAACAACCAAGAAAAGGAAAGCAAGGAGGAAUCUAUCCUGGCAAUGCUUGGGAUUAUUGGGACAAUUUUGAACCUCGUUGUGAUCAUUUUUGUGUACAUCUACACGACAUUGUGAACCCCAGAAAGAAACUGGUGACGACAGCUGACAAGAGGCGAUGGCCAACGUUGUCAGUUGUUGACACAUGACUUGAUGAGAAUUGACUUUGUAGUAUAUUACGACAUCACAAAAACAUUGCCUGUGGGCGGUGGAAGCUGAAGCACAAUUAAUUAAACCAGACUUUUUUUCACACAGUUACAAACAAAACUCCUUCCUGUCUUUCUCUUGCUGCUCUGCCUUUCUUCUUUACAUUUGUUCUAGAUAAAUGACUGCAAAUAUGUAAGUAUCCUUUUUGGGGAUGGAGGAGAACCAACAACAACAAACCCACUACGGACUGGUCAAUUCAAUACAGCCAAAGACUGGACACUCUUAUAAACAUUGAGAAAUGUAUACCAUUUCCAUGCUAAGAUAUGUUCCACAGAUAGCCAGGUAGCUAUCUUUCAUGUCCAUCAGGCUGCAUUGUCUUCUCUUUGGGAUUUUAUUUACAUUGAAGCUGGCAAGCUUUUGAUUUGAAAUGAACAUAUGGUGUGAUCACAAGGUGGGAGGGCGGGAGGGGGGAGAAACAAGAAUUCCACUCAGCCGCCUGAGCAAACAAAAGAUAAAACAUUGAGCAAAGUAAAGUUACAUGACAUUUCUUUUCUCUCUCCCGUUGGCUUGACAUCUGUGUUUCUUCAUACUGAUGUUUAUAAAUAUAUAUUUUUAAUAAAUGUGCUAUAUUUUUAGCAUGA
Messenger RNA from Anolis sagrei ordinatus, 1919 nucleotides. RefSeq names its product TCL1 upstream neural differentiation-associated RNA (gene TUNAR). NCBI's taxonomy places the organism in Eukaryota, Metazoa, Chordata, Lepidosauria, Squamata, Anolidae. The record is from RefSeq and is a predicted model, not a curated record.